GUUAAAAGAAACUGAAACUGUUCUGCUGUUGAGCUGUUGUUUGUGUCUGUAUUGCUGUAGACAGUGAAAUGGCUGAAGCCAGUGUUUUUUCAGUGGAGCAGUUCAGCUGUCCAGUGUGUCUGGAUCUCCUGAAGGAUCCUGUGACCAUUCACUGUGGACACAGUUACUGUAUGAGCUGCAUUACAGACUGCUGGGAUCAAGAGGAUCAGAAGAGAGUCUACAGCUGUCCUCAGUGCAGACAGACCUUCAGUCCCAGACCUGCUUUAGGUAAAAACACCAUGCUGGGUGAAGUGGUGGAGAAACUGAAGAAGACCAAACUAAAAGCUGCAGUUCCUGCUGGAUCUGGAGACGUGGAGUGUGACAUCUGUACUGGAAGAAAACACAAAGCUGUCAAGUCCUGUCUGGUGUGUCUGGAGUCUUACUGUCAAACUCACUUUGAGCGUCAUGAAGAGUUUCGUCCAGGAAAGAGACACAAAGUGACUGAUGCCACUGGACGACUGCAGCAGAUGAUCUGCCAGAAACAUGAGAAGCUUCUGGAGGUUUUCUGUCGUACUGACCAGCAAUGUGUUUGUGUACUUUGUAUGACAGAUGAACAUAAAAACCAUGAGACUGUGUCAACUGCAGCAGAGAGGGCAGAGAAAGAGAAACACUUGAAGGAGACACAGAGUGAAAUCCAGCAGAGAAUCCAGCAGAGACAGAAAGAUCUUGAGCAGCUGAGAGACGCUGUGGAGUCUCAUAAGCGCUCUGCACAGACAGCAGUGGAGGACAGUGAGAGGAUCUUUACUGAGCUCAUCCGCUCCAUUGAGAGAAGCCGCUCUGAGGUGACACAGCGGAUCAGAGAUCAGGAAAAGACUGCAGUGAGUCGAGCUGAAGGACAAAUGGAGCGACUGGAGCAAGAGAUUGAAGAUCUGAAGAAGAGAAACACUGAGCUGGAGCAGCUUUCACACACAGACGAUCACAUCCAUUUCCUGCAGAGUCUUCAGUCUCUCUCAGCUCCUCCUGAAUCUACAGAAAACAUCUCUAACAGUUUCCUCUCUUCUUUUGAUGGAGUGAGAGAAUCUGUCCGUCAGCUGAGACUCAAACUGGAGGAUUUCUGCAAAGAGGAGAUGAAAAACAUAUCUGUCAGUAACAUUGUUCCCAGGAGCAGAGAGGACUUCCUACAAUAUCGUCAUCAGUUCACUCUGGAUCCAAACACUGCACAUAAAUGUCUCUGUCUGUCUGAAGGGAACAGAUUGGUGACUCACACACCUCACACAGCUCAGCCGUAUCCUGAUCAUCCAGACAGAUUUGAUGGUUAUCGUCAGGUGUUGUGUAGAGAGAGUGUGAGUGGACGCUGUUACUGGGAGCUGGAGUGUUGUGGGAGUGGUGUGUAUAUAUCAGUGUCAUAUAAGAGCAUCAGCAGGAAGGGAUCUGGUAAGGAGUGUGUGUUUGGAUGUAAUGAUCAGUCCUGGAGACUGUACUGCUCUCCCUCCAAAUUAUCAUUCGGUCACAAUAACAAACAGACUGAACUCCCUGUUCCCUCCAGCUGCAGGAGAAUAGGAGUGUAUGUGGAUCACAGAGCAGGAACUCUGUCCUUCUACAGCGUCUCUGACUCAAUGAGCCUCAUCCACACAGUCCAGACCACAUUCACUCAGCCGCUAUAUCCUGGGUUUUAUGUAUGUGGUUCAGUCAAACUCUCUGAUCUGACAACAUAAAUACAGACUGUGAUUCUCUGGCAAUAUUGUGUCACAGUUUGAUUCACAAAAUGAGAGCAGAGACCGUGUCGUUAAUAACACACAGCAAAAAAACACUCAACAACACCAAGAAUACUCUGGUGAACAGAAAAACAAACCAGAAAAAAAAAAGAGAUUUUGAAUAUGCCAGACAUUGAGAUAUAAAACAAGGCACAAGUUGAAAUGAUCAGUCGACUAAUAAGAAAUAAAUAGCAACCAAAAACUGAGAUACUAAACAAAAGAAAGAAACUACACUCAACAGACAAUAACUGUGUUUCAGUUCAGAUGCUGCAUCCUUCGAAAGGCUUUAUCUGAAGAGCGACUGCAUCUCAGCAGCGGGAAUUAACCUCAGGUCGCUGUCAGUGCAGAUGCGCUGCAUGUCGCUACAGAGGAUUUUAUAACAGAGCAUUCAGAUUUAUACUCACUAUCAAACUAAGUGCUGGGUUUCAACCUAGCUGAACAUUUAAUGUUACAAAAACACUUAAACGUUGAUAUCUUACUAAAAUAUCUAAUGUAGUUUAUUAUGUAGAUAAAUAGAUCAAGGUGCACAUAUUUUGACAGGUUGUGUUGUUUUCAGACUGUUGAGUAUCACUUUUUUAAAAGUCCAGUACAAACAUUACUGUCCCUGAUCAACAGCAGCUGUCACACUUGCUAGAGGACAAGAGGGAUCCUCCGUAUGUCAGACUGUCCCAUUUAACAUCUCUUGUGGCCUUUCAAAAACUGUUUUAAGGAUGCAGCACCUAAAUUGGGAUAAAACAAAUGUGUUAUAUAAUGUUGCUGAUCACAUCGUUGAUAUACUAUACUUGAUAUAGUACUGUAUAUCAAGGUAAUAACUGACUUUAAAAGAUCUGAUGAAUAGCAUAAUAUAACUGAUGUGACCAACCAGAAAAAAAAAAAACCUUCAAUCAACAGUUGGCAGAGGAAUGGCAAAGGUGUUCUUUUGACUUUAAUUUAACUUUAACUGCUACUCUAUGAUGUACUGUAAGCAUCUUCUACAGGAGAACAGCUGAUUUGCUGUAGUAAGUAAAUGUUGUUUUAUAUCUUGUGGCAUUGUAACUGUAUCUGUUUAUCAUUUAAUGCCAAAAGCAACCUCUCUCCUGCUUUUUUUUAUUACAUUAUUUUAGUACUUUUGUCAAAUGACUAAUUUAUCUGUUAUGCCAUCCUCUUUGCUGUUGUGAAGUGAUUUUUAUGUUCUUUGGCAGUUCACACUUACACUCCCUGUUGGUGUUGCUGUUCUAUCAGUAACUGAUGAUUAAAAUCCCAAAUUAUAACUAAACGUUGAUGUUGUUCAGUUUCUGUGUGCUGUAUGAAUUAAUGUUUUUUGUAUGUCUUCUUCAGCUGUAUUUGAAGAGUAACUGUAUGUGUUCAGUUUACCCUAGAUUGUGUGAACACACACACACACACACACACACACACUUAGAUGAACUCUCAGAUAACAUGCAUCAGGUAAACGAAUAUUAGUUGUUUUUAUCAAGUCAAAUGAGAGUCAGUGAUUGUGAGUCACAAUACAGCAAACCUCAAAUACAGCUGCAAAGGCUUGAAAUAAACCUGUAUUUCUGCAUGAAUUUCUCUCAUCUGUUUGAAGGCAUUUCAAGAUUAAACACUUCAUGUCUCAGGU
Molecule: messenger RNA, 3330 nt
Organism: Carassius gibelio (silver crucian carp)
Lineage: Eukaryota; Metazoa; Chordata; Actinopteri; Cypriniformes; Cyprinidae
Product: tripartite motif-containing protein 16-like
Exons: 6
Coding region: 69-1694 (541 amino acids)
Molecular function (GO): zinc ion binding; protein binding
Source: RefSeq, a predicted model, not a curated record